GGAUCCCUCUCAAAAAAAAAAAUAAACCCCAGAAUCCAGGGGACAAAACAACACAAAGAUUGUGUAUUCCAUGUGAAAAGAGGAAAAACUUCUGCAGGAGAGCAGAAAGCUUAAAAGGCUGCUGAAGACCCUACCAAAACAUGGAUAAAAAAAGCAAGCUGGUAACCUUGCUCGGUUUGGUUUUGGGCAUGAACGUCUGUGCUGGAUUUACAGCUCAUCGUUUCAGAAGAUCUGGUGAAUUUGGGGAGGAGGGUCCGGACUCAGUCUUAUCCGAUUCCCCCUGGAUUAGUACUUAUGGCUCCUGCAAAAACCGAUGCUUUGAACUUGAUGAAGCAGAGCCUCCAAGGUGCCGUUGUGACAACCUGUGCAAGAGCUAUAGCAGCUGCUGUGUUGACUUUGAUGACCUGUGUUUAAAGACAGCUGGUGGUUGGGAAUGUACCAAAGAGCGCUGUGGAGAGACCAGGAACGAAGACCAUGCCUGCCACUGUUCAGAAGACUGUUUAUCAAGAGGGGACUGCUGUAGUAACUAUCAAGUGGUUUGCAAAGGAGACACUCCCUGGGUCAUGGAUGAUUGUGAGGAUAUUCGAACUCCAGAAUGCCCAGCAGGUUUUCUUCACCCUCCGCUGAUCAUUUUCUCUGUGGAUGGCUUCCGUGCAUCGUACAUGAAGAAAGGUGAAAAAGUGAUACGCAAUAUUGAGAAGCUAAGAUCCUGUGGAACCCAUGCCCCUUAUUUGAGACCUGUCUAUCCGACCAAAACCUUCCCAAACUUGUACACUCUGGCAACUGGACUGUAUCCUGAAUCUCAUGGAAUAAUUGGAAAUUCAAUGUAUGACCCUGUGUUUGAUGCUAUCUUUAACCUUCGAGGAAGAGAGAAAUUCAAUCACCGAUGGUGGGGAGGUCAACCAAUAUGGAUUACUGCUGCUAAGCAAGGCGUGAAAGCUGGAACAUUCUUUUGGUCUAAUGUGAUCCCUUAUGAGCGCAGAGUAUUAACCAUACUGCAGUGGCUAACUCUGGCAGACAAUGAAAGAGUGCAAACCAGGCCUUAUGCUUAUGCAUUUUACUCUGACCAACCAGAUAUGGCUGGCCACAGAUAUGGUCCAUUUAGCUCUGAGGAGAGUAGUUUUGGGCCCCCUCUUACUCCACCUAAAAGGCCUAAAAGAAAAAUCAGUCCUAAGAGGAUUCAGAAAAGACGUGUUACUCCUUCCAAGAGAAGACGAAAAGUACCUAGAAUGGAACACUUGUCUGCGGAAUCCCGUCGGAUUAAAAUGUUAGGUCCACUAAGAGAUAUUGACAAGAUCCUUGGGCAACUAAUGGAUGGACUAAAGCAGCUGAAUUUACACCGAUGUGCCAACAUUAUCUUCGUGGGUGAUCAUGGAAUGGAAGAUGUUACUUGCGAAAGAACCGAAUAUUUGAGCAACUAUCUGUCUAACGUGGAUGACAUAACAUUGAUACCAGGAACUUUAGGGCGUAUUCGUGCCAAAGCUAAUAGUAAUGUUAAAUUUGACCCCAAAGCCAUUGUGGCCAAUCUCACAUGCAAGAAGCCAGACCAGCAUUUCAAACCUUACUUGAAGCAACAUCUUCCCAAGCGUUUGCAUUAUGCAAAUAACCGAAGAAUUGAGGAUAUUCAUUUGUUGGUGGAAAGAAGAUGGCACGUGGCCAAGAGGCCUGGAGAUGUGUUUAGGAAAAUAACUGGGAAAUGCUAUUUUCACGGAGAUCAUGGCUAUGACAAUAAGAUCAACAGUAUGCAGACAGUCUUUCUAGGCUAUGGGCCUUCAUUUAAAUACAAGACAAAAGUACCUCCAUUUGAGAAUAUUGAACUGUACAACCUUAUGUGCGAUCUCCUUGGUUUGAAGCCUGCUCCCAAUAAUGGGACACAUGGAAGCUUAAAUCAUCUCCUCCGGAGCAGUAUCUACAGGCCCAUCAUGCCUGACGAAAUAGCAAGGCCACUCCAUCCAGUAGCUACAACUCCUUCAUCUGACUAUGAUCUGGGAUGCAGUUGUGAUGAUAAGAAUAGGUUGGAUGAACUGAGUCGCCGUCCUUAUACCAAAGGAACAGAAGCGAGAACCUACACAAGAGGAGAAGGCUUUUAUACCAACGACCCUGAGAAUGUAUUACCUGAGGAUGGAUGCGUCCCGCCACCAGAGAAGCAUCUCCUUUAUGGUCGUCCAGCAGUUCUUUUUCGUACAAAGUAUAGUCUCUUGCAUCAUCAUGACUUUGAAAGUGGCUACAGUGAAACAUUUCAGAUGCCUCUCUGGACAUCUUACACUAUUUCAAAACAGGUAGAGGCACCUGGUAUGCCAGACCAGGUGAUCAGUUGUGUAAGACCUGAUUUGCGCAUUUCUCCAAGCAAUAGUCAGAGUUGUACUGCAUACAGAGUGGAUAGACAAAUGUCUUACGGAUUCCUUUUUCCUCCCCAACUCAGUUCCUCGGUAGAAACAAAAUAUGAUGCUUUCCUGAUAACGAAUGUCAUUCCCAUGUAUCCUGCUUUCAAAAAGGUCUGGAAUUAUUUCCAGCGGGUUUUGGUGAAGAGAUACGCUAUUGAACGUAACGGAGUCAACGUGAUUAGUGGACCAAUCUUCGACUAUGACUUUGAUGGUUUGCAUGACACCCCAGACAAAAUCAAACUGUAUGUGGAAGGAAGUUCGAUCCCGGUUCCAACUCACUACUACAGCAUCAUCACAAGUUGUUUAGACUUCACUCAGCCUGCUGACAAGUGUGAUGGGCCUCUUUCAGUUUUGGCAUAUAUUUUCCCGCAUAGGCCUGACAAUGAUGAAAGCUGCAAUAAUUCUUCUGAAGAUGAAUCCCGGUGGGUUGAAGAGCUCCUGAAAAUGCACACAGCGAGAGUGCGGGAUAUCGAACAACUUACCGGUUUAGAUUUCUAUCGGAAGAGCAGUCGAAGCUAUUCAGAGAUCCUUUCUUUAAAAACAUACCUGCAUACAUUUGAAAGUGAAAUUUAACUUUCUCUUAAAAUUCAGCCCACCCAUCCUCUCAUGAAGUGCUGUAUAUUUUUAUAUUAUAUUUAUUAAUUUGAAACAGGACAUUAAAAUUAUUAGUGUAUUUCUAAUCUUGCAACAAAUCUUAAAAAUAUUAAAUUGGUGGUCUGUUGUGUUUUGAAUUUUUAAUGUAAAACAUAUGUUUUGGGUGUUUUUUUUUUAAAGAGCUCUUGAUGUGCAGCUUCUUAAGGAGUCUCUUAGUUCAAAGCUUCUUAAAAUGAUACAGAAGAAUCACUUACUUAGGCUGAGGAAAUGUAAUUUUUAUUGCAUUCCCUUGUGCCGUGCUUUUUUUUUUAGUCCUGUAUUGUGUAUUAUACAUGUAAAAUGACAAUGAUUGUUAACUAUGUGAUAGACAUAUUUAAGCUUCAUAGAGAAUAGAAAUUUAAAUAUAAUAAAACCACACAUUUGGGGUUGUUUUAUUUGGCGUUCCUUUCGCAAUGGCAAAUCAUUCCCCCCCCCCCCCGUUUUCAGGUUGAUCCUUUCUCUAUACACAAACACGGUAUAAUUUACUGUGUGACCCUCAAAUUAUACUGGUUUUUUUUUAAAACCCAGGAGGCUGAAUACAUAACUGAGCCUGGAAUUAGAGUUGUAUGUCAUGGUGGUUGUUAAGGAGUCACCACAUGACCCGGUUCAAUUUUAUGACUCUUUUUGCAGUGGUCAUUAAAAGAACCCAUUAUGCCCAAUAGGUGUUUUUUUGCUGGAACUGGGAAGUAAAUGCUGGAUUCUAUCAAGAAACCACUAUAAUUGCAGUCACUCCUUAACUUCUGAUUUUGUUAAGUGAAAUGGGUGGAGCCUGAGGAUGAAGAAGACAGAGCUACAAGGCCUUAAUCCAGGGGUCUUCAAACUUGGCCCUUUUGUGAUUUGUGGACUUCAACUCCCAGAAUUCCUCAGCUAGGCACACUAACUGAGGAAUUCUGAGAGUUGAGGUCCACAAGUCAUAAAAGGGCCAAGUCUGAUCCUUCGGAAUAUUGCCGUCGCUCAAAAAAGCAAUUUUUUUUUCUAACCAGGCAGUCUGACCUAGAAGGAUUUGGCCUGUUUUGCAUCAUUCUGCCAAUUGUGGUCCUUGGCAUCCCCCCCCCCGAUUUUUUAAAAUUAACCCUGUGUUUCCAGAUGUUUCCUCACCCGUUUGGCACAUUGCAUGAGCCAGAUCUCGGAUGGGCAUGGUGAACUAGAGCAAUUCAAGAAUGCUCCCUCAUGUGCAAUGCUACAGCGGGUGCUUUUUAUUAAAAAGUCUUAACAUUGCCAAAGAAGUUUGGCAACUUGAAGUUGUAUGAACAUUUAUUUCAUAAGAAAGGAGUUGCAAGAAUGUGGCAGUUGAGUUCAUAAGAGGGAAACUGCCAAGAGUCUAAUCCAGGGGUCUUCAAACUUGGCCCUUUUAUGACUUGGGGACUUUAAAUUCCAGAAUUCCUCAGCCAGGCAUGUUGGCUGAGGAAUUCUGGGAAUUGAAGUACACAAGUCAUAAAAGGGCCAAGUUUGAAGACCCUUGGUCCAGCCUUACUAGGACUCGAAUGGAGAUGAAGUUCUGGGCAGUAAAGUAGGCUCCUUCUGAAAACUUUUCUGCUGAAGAGGCUCAGAUUGAUUUUUUAAAAAAUACAUAUUUUAAUAGGGUAUUUUUAAGCAAAAGCUUUUCCCUCAGGUUGAUCCCAAAACCUCUCUUUCGGGUGAGGAAGUGUGUGACCUGUUGCCCAUCUUAAUUCCAGAUGAUGGUUAAUGGCAAAUUCUAACUUCACUCCAUCUUUCUUAGUCUUCAUUUCCCAACAGACAUGCAAAGUUUUGGAAAUCUUUGACCCCACUGGGUCCAUGUUUUGGGAUACCAAUAAAUAUCCUUCAGAUUGUUUUGGCUGAAA
Molecule: messenger RNA, 4840 nt
Organism: Crotalus tigris (Tiger rattlesnake)
Lineage: Eukaryota; Metazoa; Chordata; Lepidosauria; Squamata; Viperidae
Gene: ENPP2
Product: ectonucleotide pyrophosphatase/phosphodiesterase 2
Exons: 28
Coding region: 141-2957 (938 amino acids)
Biological process (GO): phosphatidylcholine catabolic process; immune response
Molecular function (GO): zinc ion binding; phosphatidylcholine lysophospholipase A1 activity; phosphodiesterase I activity
Source: RefSeq, a predicted model, not a curated record